AUGGAUGAACACAUGAUUGUAGGUUUUGAAGGUAGAGUAAGGUAGAACAGAGUAGGGUAAACGUAGGGCAGCGCGAAAUAGGGUAUGGUGUAGCAGAGUAGAGGAAAAUAGGGUAGAAUUGAGUUAGAUAGGAUAGGGAAUACAAAUAUUAUGCAAAGUUGAUAUCUCUAGUACGUCGACCGCUACAAGCUAGGGGCAUGCUUAGUACCAAAAUGUAUGUCAACUAUUAUUACUGGAGUCCUAUGUUAUUUGAACGAUGACGUUGCUUUUACAAAAGCCAACAGAAAUAUUACUACUGAGUCAUAUGUGGAUAGGUAAGGUAGACUUUUCAUUGCACUUUACAAGUCUUCGCACUUAGUCUUAAGCUUACGCUUAAAGGCUUAAGCUGCUGUUCUUGCCUAAUUGAGAUUCUUAGCAUUGUUUUACAAAACAUUUUAUGAUAAUUGUUUUCAGAUUUUGUGGUGAUGAAAUUGACAGCAGAGACGUAGUACAAUGGUCAAUGGAUCACAAUAGUAACAAUGAGUAUACUGUUCUUACAUUUGUUCGCGACCCUAUCGAAAGAUUCUUGUCCGCGUUUGUCGAUAAAUGUGACGUGUAAGAGUUUAACAUGGAGUUUUAAAGUAGUUGUACUACCCUGCCCUACCUUACCCAACCCUAUAGAUUAUUUUAGUGAACAAAGCCACCCAGAAGUAUGGCGUCGUUUGGAUUGCUAUGGUUGCGUACGGGACGUAGACUGCUUUAUUCGUGAACUUGAGAGAAGACUAUGGCUGAAUGUGGACGGAAGAAAACAUCAUUUGACCGUGAUGGACGUUCAUGUUGUUCCACAGACAUGGUACGAUUUUUUUAAAACUUACCCUAUCCUGUAUUACGCUACCCUGCUUUUUUAUUCUACCUUUAUCCCUAAUUUCCUAUCAAAAUUAAAAAAUUUUUUUCAGGCAUUGCAGUAUGGAGCGAUAUCUCUCAACAUACAGAGUUUUUCGUCAAGUCUCCACCAAAUCGCCCGAAUACAAGGUCUUCCUCGACGAAUUCAGAUUCAUCCUAGAGGAACGUCAAGUACCGGAGAAGCAGAUAGCCUAUGUUAUGAAUGAACUCAAUCAAGGCCAUACUCACCACACCACUUCGAAUUCGGUCCUCAGAAAGAAGUAUUUGGAAGAAAUUCAGUCGAAACCAGACCUCAUGAAAAUACUAAUUGAACUUUACUACUAUGAUUAUAUUACUUUUGGACUUCCGAUGCCACAAAUUUAG
Messenger RNA from Bursaphelenchus okinawaensis, 1245 nucleotides. The record is from the annotation of a GenBank genome assembly. Lineage: Eukaryota; Metazoa; Nematoda; Chromadorea; Rhabditida; Aphelenchoididae.